UCAGUAGUAUGGGCUUAACAUGGCUAGCUAAGUAGGAUACGGUUAAUGUAUCCAAAAGGCUGAAGCUUUUGCGUUACGCUGUUAAACUCGGAUGUUUUAUUUCACCGAGAGGUACCCGGCAACCAUUUGUGACAGCGAGGAGUUUGCGUCAUUUGUGAAUAUUGCGCUAUUUGGUUAACCGUUGUGUGUGCCUGUGUAGCUUCUUAGCUAGCGAACGCUAAACGUCAUUCAGACAUUCGCUGCUCUGCUAACGUCGCUCUGCGUUGGGAUUUGUUGGCUUGUUUUCACAGCUGCAGUGUCUGAACUCGACCGAGUGGUCAUUCAGAGACCGGUCCCGGGUAGUCUAGCCUGUGUGCGAGUUCAUUCAUGCUCCACGUCGUCGUGUGACCGUUGCUGAAUGUUUGGUGGGAGAAACCGCAGCAGCAGCUACAGCUAGCACAGCGUUAGCUUGUCAACGCCGACAACAAUGGGCGAAAAAAGGUGCUUUAAAAACGCGAGAACGAUUUGUCUUUUGACCCUUCUGCUGAUGGUCUUCGCCAAAGAAAUAGCAGCUGAUGAGGAGCAACGUGGGAACGACGGACCAGAGCUGAAGUCUUACCACGAUCCAGACUCCGAAGAGGAAGAGGUCCAUUUGUCGACCGACAUCGCGUCCGGUGUCUCUGUGAACUCGGGUCGUGAAGUCUCCCGGCCGGAGGAAGAGGAACAACAGUCGCCGGCGGAGGGACUGGAGGGAGAGGAGAAGGAGGACCUGCCUGAGCAGCCUCCUCCAGUUGAAGAGAAACCUAAAGAGGUUCCCGUGGUGAAUGGAGGUACAGCCGAUGGGGAGCCCUGCAUCUUCCCCUUCCUCUUCCAGAGGAGGGAGUACUUUGACUGUACCACUGACGGACGGGGGGAUGGACGGCUGUGGUGCGCCACGAUCUAUGACUACGACCAGGAGAAGAAGUGGGGUUUCUGUGAGACUGAGGAGCAGACGCAGCAGAGGCUGCUGGCCGAGGAGGCUGAUGAGCAGUAUGUGACUGUCCUGCGCAUGCUCAACUCCACCGCCAGGAGGACCCAGAAGAAAGAGUUGUACGAAAAGCUGCUGAAAGUAGCCGAGAAAGGCCACCCGAAAGCCAUGGAGAAGGUGGCGUACGCCAUGCUGUUUGGGGACUACAUGAUCCAGAACGUGACCAGGGCCAAAGGCAUGUUUGAGAAGCUCGCCGUCGAGGGCUCGCCGAAAGCUCAGACGGCUCUCGGCUUUCUGUAUGCAGCAGGACUCGGAGUCAACUCAAGUCAGGCUAAGGCGCUGGUUUACUACACCUUUGGAGCCCUGGGGGGAAACCUGGUUGCUCAUAUGAUCCUGGGCUACAGAUACUGGGGAGGUGUGGGUGUUCCCCAGAGCUGUGAGUCGGCUCUAACGCACUACAGACUCGUGGCAAAUCAGGUGGCCAAUGACGUGUCCCUGACCGGGGGCUCGGCGGUGCAGAGGAUCCGGCUGCUGGAUGAGGUGGAGAACCCGGGGUCUACCAGUGGGAUGCUGGAGGAGGACUUGAUCCAGUACUAUCAGUUUCUGGCUGAGAAAGGAGAUGUUCAAGCUCAGGUGGGACUGGGUCAGCUGCACCUGCAUGGAGGACGUGGCGUAGAACAGAACCCCCAGAGGGCGUAUGACUACUUCACCCAGGCUGCAAAUGCAGGGAACACACACGCCAUGGCGUUCCUCGGCAAGAUGUACUCUGAAGGCAGCGAGUAUCUCCCCCAGAACAACGACACGGCCCUGCAGUACUUCAAGAAGGCCUCCGACCUGGGUAAUCCAGUGGGACAGAGUGGCCUGGGCAUGGCCUACCUGUACGGGAGAGGUGUCCCAAUAAACUACGAGAUGGCACUGAAAUACUUCCAGAAGGCAGCCGAGCAGGGCUGGGUGGACGGACAACUCCAGCUGGGCACCAUGUACUACAGCGGCAUCGGCGUGAAGCGCGAUUACAAGCAGGCACUCAAGUUCUUCAACCUGGCCUCGCAAGCAGGCCACAUCCUGGCCUUCUACAACUUGGCCCAGAUGCACGCCACCGGUACUGGUGUGAUGCGCUCCUGCCACACCGCCGUGGAGCUUUUCAAGAACGUGUGUGAACGCGGCCGCUGGUCAGAGCGCCUCAUGGGGGCCUACGGCAGCUUCAAGGAGGGCGAGUCUGACGCGGCGCUGGUCCAGUAUCUGCUGCUGGCUGAGCAGGGCUACGAGGUGGCCCAGAGCAACGUGGCCUUCAUUCUGGACCAGACAGAAGGAGCACGGAUCUUCACUGAGAAUGAGACCUACCCUCGUGCUUUGCUCCACUGGACGAGAGCUGCAGCACAAGGUUACACUGUGGCAAGGAUCAAACUGGGGGACUACCACUACUACGGCCAGGGGACCGACGUGGACUACGAGACGGCCGUCAUCCACUACAGACUGGCGUCGGAGCAGCAGCACAGCGCCCAGGCCAUGUUCAACCUGGGUUACAUGCACGAGAAAGGCCUGGGCAUCAAACAGGACAUCCAUUUAGCCAAGCGCUUCUACGACAUGGCCGCCGAAGCCAGUCCCGAUGCCCAGGUUCCAGUUUUCUUGGCCCUGUCCAAGCUGGGCCUGGUUUACACUCUGCAGUACCUGCAGGAUCUUAAUUUAAAGGAGCUGAUAGCUCAGGUGGACCUGGACCAGCUUCUCGGCCCGGAGUGGGACCUCUACCUCAUGACUGUCAUCGCCCUGCUGCUCGGCACAGUCAUCGCCUACCGGCAGCGGCAGCACCAAAUCAUAGUUCCCCCCCGGCCACCCGUCCCUGCGCCGGCCCCCCCGCCCAGACCCCCUCAGGAACAGUCGCAGCCCGAGGCGGAGCCUCCGGUUCAGGAAGAAACGCAAGCCCAGGCGCCGGCCCAGGAGGAAGAGGAGCAGCAGUGAGUGAGAGAGUGAGAGAGAGAGUGGAAAGAGAGAGAGAGAGAGAAAGAGCCAGACGGAGUGAGGGCAGUGGAAGACGGACAGGAGGCUCUGCCAGCCACGAGCUCCUCUCACUCCACACGCUAAAAUACAGACUAAUGAAGGCUGCUGAACUGUGCAGUCCCCCAACUCCUUUUCUCUAUUUAAAAUAUGCUGGGCCUGUGCUGAAGAGACACAGUGUGGGGGGGUGGAGGUGUUUAUGGACAAUGCUACAGAACCGAGCAUUGAGAGGACAACGCGGACUCUGGACUCGCCGGCCUGUGACUCGGCAUGCCGACCGCGUCCUCGCCACGGGAAGAAAAAAAAUAAAAAUAAUCCCAGGCAGACUAAUCGACAUAGUUGGAAUCUAAAAUGUGCUUUAAUUUGUUCCUACUUUCCCUUUUUCGAGAGCAUCACACACUGCCGCCAUCCUAAUUUAGAAAAAUAACAGACGGGAACACUUAAUUCAGAUCCUUUUCUUUGCUAGUUUGUAAAAAGAAACGUCGUGUUCUACCAUGUUUUCUCUCAUUUUGACUUUAAUUUUAGGCCUCUCCCCCCCCCCUUUUUUUCAGAUACUUGACUGAACUAACUUGACAUUAAUUUUUGCAUUAAUUAGUUCCUCUUUUGGUUGAUGUGUUGAGUCUGUAAUUUUUUUUUUUUAAAUCUGCAAUUCACUGAAAAUUUGAAUGUUCCGAGUUGUGCUCGGUCGCGUCAUUCGUCUGAGAAUAAGAAAUCUGUUACGCAGUUUGCUUUUAAAUCAUUAGGAAAGCUGUACCGAGAUAGAUGAUGUAUAUAAUUUGGCGGUUAUGUUUUCUGAAGUCAGUCACUGAGCUGAAGCGCAUCCUUGUGACGGCGUUUAAAACCCCAAACGAUCUAAAGAGGGCAAACUUGACGAAAGGUCACGGGACCGCCUUUGAAGACGCACGUUUGUUGGCGCCGUGCGUUUCCACCAACGGGCUUUGAUCCUCGUGGUCGGUAGCUCCGAUUGGUCCUCAAACCUCAUCCGCCUUUUCUUUUUCUUGUUUUGGUUCGUUAAGCCUCGAGUUCGGAGCCGCCUUAAAGAUAGCAGCGCCUCAAAACUCUGGAUUGUUUCUCUAUUACAGGAAGUGGAUGAGGUGUGUGUGUGAUUGGUUGUACAACUUCAGCUGUGGUGAGAGUUCCCGCCCCCUCACCAAUAGUCCAAGUUGGAUCUCUACCAACACUUUUCAUCUCAGAUGGCCCUAAAUCUGCAUAAAUGAAGCCAUGAUUAGGCCGGAGAGUAUUUAUCAAAACACAAUUGGAAACUUAUUUUUGUUUACACACAUACACCCUCCCAACCCACCCACCCCUCAAAAGUCCAUUCCUUCAGUUCCACAGUCCGUGCUUGUCGUCGUUGGGACGUCGUCCGACCCGAUUGGCCUGCAUGACGUCAUUCGUUUCCAAAAACACGCCGUCGGUCUAAAAUGAAACCGCGGUCAAGGUUGUCGAAGAUGCAUUUUUACCAUCGCAAAUACAACUUUAUAAAGAAAUUAAUAAAUGAUAUAUGGAUAUUUA
Pseudoliparis swirei is the source of this 4450-nucleotide messenger RNA. RefSeq names its product SEL1L adaptor subunit of ERAD E3 ubiquitin ligase (gene sel1l). The transcript has 21 exons. Gene Ontology annotation, cellular component: endoplasmic reticulum membrane. The coding region runs from base 467 to 2902 and encodes 811 amino acids. Gene Ontology annotation, molecular function: protein binding. Lineage: Eukaryota; Metazoa; Chordata; Actinopteri; Perciformes; Liparidae. The record is from RefSeq and is a predicted model, not a curated record. Gene Ontology annotation, biological process: ERAD pathway.